CUGCUUGGAAAUGAGAUGCCAAAAUCCUUUCCUCCGUCCACCCUGAAGGUCCUGGUCCUUUUCUUCUCUAGCCAGGUUCAUGAUUACAAAAUGAAGCUAUUCUUACUGAAUUGCUUGCUGGUUUCUUGCUGCUGCCAAGCUGGAGCAGAGAGGAGAGAGUACUACAUUGGCAUUGUAGAGACAAUGUGGAACUAUGCACCCGGCAAUACCAGUGUCAUAUCUGGGCAACUUCUUGAAGAAGAAGCUCAGGCUGAAGUCUUUCUCAGAAGAGGACCACAUAGGAUAGGAAGCACUUACAAGAAGGCUGUCUACACUCAGUACACCAAUCAUUUAUAUGAUGUGAAAAUUGACAAACCUUCCUGGCUAGGUUUCUUGGGCCCUAUCAUUAAGGGAGAAGUUGGAGAUUCCAUUAUUAUUCACUUGAAAAACUUUGCUUCCAGAAGCUACACGCUGCAUCCACAUGGUGUAACAUACACAAAGGAAAAUGAAGGUGCUUUUUAUCCUGACAACACUAAAGAUUUGCAAAAAAGAGAUGAUGCUGUGGAGCCAGGAGGCCAGUACACUUACACAUGGGAUGUGACAGAAGAUCAAGGUCCAGCUGAGGCAGAUGCAGACUGCAUAACCAGGGCUUACCACUCCCACAUCGAUGCUCCAAGAGAUGUUGCCUCAGGACUUGUUGGGCCUUUGAUAAUUUGCAGGAAAGGUACAAUGAAUACAAGCAGCAAUAAACACUUUGAUGCUGAAUUUAUCCUUAUGUUUUCUGUGAUGGAUGAAAAUCUCAGUUGGUAUUUAGAGGAAAAUAUCAGGACAUACUGUUCUGAGCCUUCCAAAGUUGACAAAGAUGACAACGACUUCCAGGAAAGCAAUAAAAUGCACUCAAUCAAUGGGUACAUGUAUGGAUACCUCCCAAACCUGACAAUGUGUGUGGAAGAUAAGGUAAAAUGGCAUCUCUUUGGUAUGGGAAACGAAGCUGAUAUCCAUUCAGCCUACUUUCAUGGGCAGACCUUAGUAGAAAGGCAUCAUCGAGUUGACACCAUCAACCUCUUCCCAGCUACAUUUAUUGAUGCUGUCAUGAUACCAAGGAGUCCUGGGGAAUGGCUGCUCAGCUGCCAGGUGAAUGACCACAUCGAAGGUGGUAUGCAGGCCCUUUUUAAAGUACAAGAUUGUAGGAAAUCUGCAACAGAACACAAUGAGAGUACAAAGAUAAGACAGUAUUUCAUUGCCGCAGAAGAGAUAAUCUGGAAUUAUGGCCCAUCUGCAAUUAACCAUUUUACAGGACAGGAAUUAAUCUCUGACAGUGAAUCUCACGUAUUUUUUGAGCAAAAUGAAGCAAGAAUUGGUGGUUCUUAUAAAAAAGCCAUUUACAAAGAAUACACAGACGGAUCUUUCACUGAACAUAAAAAAAGGCCCACAGAGGAAGAGCACCUUGGACUAUUAGGGCCUGUUAUCAAGGCUGAAGUGGGUGAGACCAUCAGGGUGACCUUCCGAAACAAUGCCAGCCGCCCGUUCAGCAUCCAUCCCCAUGGCGUCAGCUACCUCAAGAGCGAGGAGGGGGCCUGGUACGGCACUGCCAGAGGUGGGACCACAGGUUCUGGAUCUGCAGCCUCUCACGUGAGUCCUGGUGCUACCUUUACAUACGAGUGGAAUGUGCCGGGAAGUGUGGGCCCUACAGACCAAGAUCCAGACUGCUUAACCUGGCUUUAUUAUUCAGCUGUGGAUGCAGUCAGAGACACAAGUUCUGGCCUUGUGGGUCCUCUCUUGGUGUGCAGGAAAGGAGCUCUGCUUUCCUCUGGGAAACAGAAAAAUGUGAACAUGGAGUUUUUUCUACUUGCCACGGUAUUUGAUGAGAAUCUGAGCUGGUACUUGGAUGACAAUAUUUUGAUGUUUGCACUAAAUCCUAAUGAAAUUGACAAAGAUGAUGAGGACUUCCAGGAAUCAAACAAAAUGCACUCCAUUAAUGGUUAUAUGUAUGGAAAUCAGCCUGGUCUUGAGAUGUGUAAAGGAGAUGUGGUUUCCUGGCAUUUGAUGGGCUUGGGGUCAGAAGUCGAUGUCCAUGGGAUAUACUUUUCAGAAAACACGUUCAUGACUAAAGGAACAAGAAGAGAUACAGCGAAUCUGUUUCCACAUACAUUUCUUACAGUUAUUAUGAAGCCUGAUUCUGAAGGAAUUUUUGAAGUGUCCUGCCUGACAACAGAUCACUACACAGGGGGCAUGAAACAGAAUUACAAAGUGAAACAAUGCCAUUGGUGGAAUGUAGAUCUAUCUAUGAGUUUGCAUGAGAAGACUUAUUAUAUUGCUGCAGUGGAAGUUGAAUGGGACUAUUCUCCUAACAGGACUUGGGAAUUUGAGAGGCAUCAAUACCACAUGGAAAGCCCUGGCAAUCCAUUUUUAAAUAAAGAAGACAAAUUCAUUGGCUCAAAAUACCAGAAGGUAGUGUAUCGUGAGUACACUGACCAGACAUUCAGCACUCCCAAAAACAGAGCAGAGGAGCAUCAACACCUGGAAAUUCAAGGGCCACUGCUUAUGUCAAAUAUUGGAGAUAAAAUUGUAAUAGUUUUUAAGAACUUGGCAUCAAGACCUUAUUCUAUACAUGCCCAUGGAGUGAAAACAGACAGUUCCAUUGUUGCUGUAACUAACCCAGGUGAAACAAAAAUCUAUAUCUGGAAAAUCCCAGAGAGAUCUAGUUCUGGGGGAGGAGAUCCAGAUUGUAUUGCAUGGGCGUAUCAUUCAACGGUGGACAUCAUUAAGGACACUUACAGUGGAUUAAUAGGCACACUUGUUGUGUGUCGUAGACAUUAUUUGCCAUCAUUUCAUGCUAAAAAGAAGAUUCAAUUUGCUCUUCUCUUUAUGGUUUUUGAUGAAAAUGAGUCAUGGUACUUGGAUGAAAACAUUAAAACCUAUUCUACCAACCCACACCUUGUUGACAAAGAGAAUGAGGAAUUCCUAGAAAGUAAUAAAAUGCACGCCAUCAAUGGCAAGGUGUUUGGAAAUUUACAUGGUCUGACUAUGCAUGUUGGAGAUAAUGUAAGCUGGUACUUGGUGGGAAUGGGCAAUGAAAUAGACAUUCACACAGCACACUUCCAUGGACACAGCUUUGAUUAUAAGCAAACAGGGGUUUACCGGGCAGAUGUCUUUGAUCUGUUCCCUGGGACAUUUCAGACUGUGGAAAUGACCCCACAGAACCCAGGAACCUGGCUACUGCACUGUCAUGUUACUGACCACGUCCAUGCUGGCAUGGAAGCAACCUACACAGUGCUCCCGAGGGAAGACACACCAUCUUUGUUCCCAAGAUUAUUCAAUCAGUUCAAGUGUAAAGGUAAAGCAGACACACAAGAAUGAUGAAAACAUUUUACCAAAGUCUGCCUUCACUGAAGCAUUUCUUGGGAAUUAUUAUAUCCUGGAUAGCUGAUCUUCACAUGUCUUUUGGAAGAUUUUAUUUUGCGGUCCACAGCUAACAAAAGGGACUGAAUGGAUGCAACAGCUUAUAAAUACCUUUUUCUCUAAAUAAAAAUACUAUCCUGCAAA
Molecule: messenger RNA, 3525 nt
Organism: Calypte anna (Anna's hummingbird)
Lineage: Eukaryota; Metazoa; Chordata; Aves; Apodiformes; Trochilidae
Gene: CP
Product: ceruloplasmin
Exons: 20
Coding region: 16-3339 (1107 amino acids)
Biological process (GO): iron ion transport
Cellular component (GO): plasma membrane
Molecular function (GO): copper ion binding; oxidoreductase activity
Source: RefSeq, a predicted model, not a curated record